Molecule: messenger RNA, 867 nt
Organism: Engraulis encrasicolus (European anchovy)
Lineage: Eukaryota; Metazoa; Chordata; Actinopteri; Clupeiformes; Engraulidae
Exons: 1
Coding region: 1-867 (288 amino acids)
Molecular function (GO): protein binding
Source: RefSeq, a predicted model, not a curated record
AUGGAGGGUGACAACAAUGAGCAAGACAAAAAGCUGAUUGUGAUGGCAGAAAGUCUGGUGGCCAGUGAGACGAGGGUGGAGGCUCUGGAGAGGGUGACUGCAGCACAGGAGGCAGAGUUGGCUGUUUUAAACACCAGGCUGGCUGCCAGUGAAGCUGAAGUGAUGAAUCUGAGAAAGGAAACGGCAGCACAGUCAGCUGAUCUGAUGUCAGUUCCUGAGAGAGUGGCAGCUACUGAGACUGACGUGCAGCAUUUGAAGGAAGACACUGCAGCACACCGCACAGACCUGACCACCAUGAAGACUGAUGUGAUGAACCUGAUCAAGAGUAAUGAUGCCACUGCAACCGAAGUAGAGGAACUGAAGAUGGACAGUGCUGCACAUGAGGCAGAGCUGGCAGCAGUGAAGACCACACUGGCGGCCACUGCGACUGAAGUGGAUAAUCUGACAAUGAACACAACACCCAAGGUGGCAUUCUCAGCAGGACUGACAAACUCAGGACACAUACAGGCUGGAGACACUGACUUGAACUUGGUGUUCAGUAGAAUCAUCACCAAUGUCGGCAAGGCCUACAGCAAGGAGUCAGGCUUCUUCACUGCUCCAGUCAACGGGGUCUACUACUUCAGAUUCACUGUCCUGGAUGUACUAUCCUCACGCUCCAUGUCUAUUAGAAUGUUUAAGAAUGGACAAGGAAUCAUGUGGUUGAAUGGGUAUAACGCUGAUGGGCAGAACGCCUAUCUGUCCAGUGGUCUGACUCUGCAGCUAGAGGUAGGAGAUGUGGUUAACCUGGGAAUCCGACCAGGCCACAGGCUCUAUGAUAGUAGUAAUAGUCACUCCACCUUCAGUGGCUUCCUACUCUUCCCUCUCUAA